AUGACUUUCUCUUUCAAUCAGAAUGUCUCAGCGCAACAGCUGGCCGACAUUCUACCGAACGGCGUCGCCAUCCUCACCCACCGAUACGAACUGAUCUCCGUGAAUCGACGGUUCCGUGAACUCAUUCCACACCCCAGCGUCAACUUCUCUGAGUGUUGGUUACGCUCCGUCCAUCCUGACGACUACGACCGGGUGUCCACAGGGUAUCGGGAGGUUGCAACCUCCAAACGACCGCUGCGUCUGGAAUACCACACGCGCGACCCGGACUCGGUUUGGUGUGUCAUGACUUUGGAUCGGCUGGACGAUAAGGGUGUACAAUGCUUUGGGCUAGGCGACGAUGGCGUGUUCAUCUGUACAGUCGCAGACAUCACCCCGGAGAAAAGGGCAGAGCUCCUACAAAAGCACGCUGCCGAAGAGGCACAGGAACGCAAGAAGCAACAAGAGCGAUUCAUCGAUAUGAUCAGCCACGAAAUUCGCAAUCCUCUUUCUGCGAUAGUACAUUGCACGGAGGAUAUUCAAGAGGCAAUCUAUAACAAGAACCCGGGUGAUAUCUCAGUCAUAGACAUCACUGAGGCAACAGAGACAAUUAGUCUCUGCAUCAGGCAUCAAAAGAAAAUCGUCAAUGACGUUCUCACAUUUUCAAAACUUGACGCGUCGAUGCUGCCGCUGUCGCCACGAAAGGUCCAGCCACAGCGACACCUCACUAUUCCGAUGGCGAUAUUCCGACCCGAACUCCGAAAACACAGAAUACACUUCGAAUACAAGACCGAUGUUACCUAUGCCAAAUGCGGCAUUGAUUGGGUCAUGGCAGACCUAGAUCGAAUGGGCCAAGUUCUCAUCAACAUACUCUCGAAUGCUAUCAAAUUCACCGCGCAAUCGAAGGGUCAGCGAUCGAUCCGAGUUUCGGUGGCUGCUUCUAUCGAACGUCCAACUUCCUACCCACCAAAUAUUGUCUUCUUCGAUUCAGGUGAAUCAGAGCUCCGCCAAGACGCGACUAACAAUUCCGAAUGGGGAAGUGGCGAAGUUGCAUAUAUCAUGGUCGCCGUCAAGGAUUCGGGUAUUGGCGUCACUGAGCAAGCUCAGAAACGCCUCUUCGAACGUUUCAACCAAGCUACCCCCAAAACCGAGAGCAUCUACGGUGGCUCUGGUCUUGGGCUGAAUGUGUGUAGGAAGCUCUGUCACCUACACGGGGGUGAGAUUGGUGUGAGCUCCAAGAAAUCCCACGGAAGUACCUUCGGGUUCUUUUUCAAAGUACGCAGAACAACCAACGAAGCUGGCGAAGAAGAUGAUAGUGUCGAGAUUUCCGCAAUCGAUAAGCUCUGUGUUGAUAUCCAGACAAUGGGAAAUAAAAUGCGCGGUGUGGAUGAAACGACAGAAGAACCCCAGAUGUCGGCAAACCCCCCUGAAGAUAGCAUCUCUGAGGCACAGCCAGGUGGCCCAAAGGACGCAGACACACUUUGGACUCAAAGUAUAGCCCACGAGGUAGAGAACGAGCAGAUCGAAAGAACGGGUCAAAAGCCUCCAUCGCGUUAUGAUCACAAGAAACUAACCGGCGACGGCCAGCGUAUUCUCUUAGCUGAGGAUAACAUUAUCAACAGACGAAUUAUCUCGCGCAGGUUGAAUACACUGGGCUUUAACAUAGUUGAAGCGAGCAACGGGGAGGAGGCUGUGGAUGCGAAUAAAAAAGACUCAUUUGACUGCAUUCUCAUGGACCAGCAGAUGCCGGUGAUGGAUGGCAAACGCGCCACCAAAGCAAUCCGUGACAUUGAAAAGGAAAGUGGAGGACAUGUACCCAUUCUGGGAGUCACAGCGAAUGUCAGAGACGAACAACAGAAGGAAAUGCUCAGUGCUGGAAUGGAUGAUAUCAUCCAUAAACCUUAUGGGACUCAGGAGCUUGUCAAAAAGAUCCUCCACCUGGUCUCGAAGGAAGGGAAUCCAUAA
Messenger RNA from Penicillium roqueforti, 1941 nucleotides. Its product is annotated as PAS domain-containing hybrid sensor histidine kinase/response regulator. Bases 1 to 1941 code for a protein of 646 amino acids. Gene Ontology annotation, molecular function: phosphorelay sensor kinase activity; histidine phosphotransfer kinase activity. NCBI's taxonomy places the organism in Eukaryota, Fungi, Ascomycota, Eurotiomycetes, Eurotiales, Aspergillaceae. Gene Ontology annotation, biological process: phosphorelay signal transduction system; protein autophosphorylation. The transcript has a single exon. The record is from RefSeq and is a predicted model, not a curated record.